Mangifera indica (mango) is the source of this 1893-nucleotide messenger RNA. RefSeq names its product endoribonuclease YBEY, chloroplastic-like. Gene Ontology annotation, molecular function: metalloendopeptidase activity. The transcript has 7 exons. The record is from RefSeq and is a predicted model, not a curated record. NCBI's taxonomy places the organism in Eukaryota, Viridiplantae, Streptophyta, Magnoliopsida, Sapindales, Anacardiaceae. Bases 527 to 1234 code for a protein of 235 amino acids. Gene Ontology annotation, biological process: rRNA processing.
GGCUUCUGGACUUCAUAAUUAUGAUUUUACCACUAAUCUAAGCCCAAAUUACGAGGCUCCAAAGCUUAAACUCUCCCUGUUGAAUGUCACAGCCGGUAUUACCGCCCUCAACAGCAUCUCUCGUUUCAACAGACAUGCUCCCUCGCGUCUCUCCUUUCCUCCGCUUGCUCCCUCCCUCCGCCACUCCUCCCAUGGCGCGUUUCGCUAUCACCAAGCCUUUCCUUCUCUCUUCUUCAACCAUUUCUCUCUUUCCUCACAACACUAAGCCUUUUCCCUCCCCAUCUUUCUCCAAUUCCUCCGUCUUCGGGCGGAAAUUCCACGCGCUUUGUACCGGUAAAGAUGAGAAGCUAUUUAAACCAUCUGUCAAGAUCUGCACCGAAAGAGACAGUACCGGAAAGUGAAGAGACGCGCCACCAAGAGUAAAGAAAAAGAGUUGGAGCUGGACGUUAGCAUUUGCAUUGAAAACGAGCUGCCUGAUGACCCUGAAAUCUCGAAUGUAGCAGAACUGCUUCGACUGAAUGCGCCGAUGUCGAUGAAGUCGGCCUUUAAUGGUUUGAAUGAUUCAAAGUACAAAACAAUAGACACUUCUAUAAAAGACUUGGGUGGUUUCGAAAGUAUUGACUUGUCUAUACUCCUUUGUAAUGAUGAUUUUAUUCGUAAGCUUAACAAAGAAUGGAGGGACGAGGACCAUUCUACUGAUGUUCUCUCCAUGUCACAGCAUGUUCCUGAACUAGAACUUCCAGUUCUCAUGUUAGGUGACAUUGUAAUUUCAGUUGAAACGGCUGCAAGACAAGCUGAGGAAAGAGGGCAUUCACUUCUUGAUGAAAUACGCAUCCUCAUGGUUCAUGGGCUGUUACAUCUUUUGGGUUUUGAUCAUGAGAUUAGUCGGGAGGCCGAAGCAGAAAUGGAGGAGGAAGAAUCUCUUUUGAAGAGUCUUGGGUGGAAGGGAAAAGGAUUGAUACAGAGUGCAUAUGAUUCUGAAACUAAUGCAAAUCUUCAUAUCGAGCAGUCGGAUGACAGGAAGAAAGAAGGAAGUCUCCGAUUCUAUAAACCAAAGUUCAGUUAUAUCUUCUGCGAUAUGGAUGGUACAUUUUUGAACAGUAAAAGUCAAAUUUCAUUUACAAAUGCUAAAGCAUUGAAGGAGGCAUUGUCAAGGGGUGUAAAGGUGGUGAUAGCCACUGGAAAAACUCGUCCAGCUGUGAUAAAUGUUUUGAAGAAGGCCGACUUAACAUAGAGGCAUUACAAAGAAAUCAACUUAACAUAGGAGAUGAAGUUCGAAUUUACAAGCUACAGGUCGAAUGUCCCAACUCUCUCCAUCUUAAAUAAAAGUGCCUUGUGUUUGAUCUUUGGCACCCUCCUAAGACUUGAUUAAUAGUGAAACUCCAAUAACCAUUAUCUUAAUUCAAACUUUGCUUAUUAACCUCUUUCAACUUGACCAGCAGUUCUCACAUACGCUGACAGCAAUAUUUGAGAUCUAAACAGCCAAGAGAUUAACAAACCAGCCAAUUUUUAUUGCUGUAGACAAAGAUAUAAUAUUAACUUCUAUACUGACUCAAAAUCAGUAUAAAACAGUUAGAAGAAUGUUGACUAAACCAUUAAAAAUCAGCUCUGAUUCUGAAUGACAUGGUAUAUGGUCCUCAACGGUGUAUCUGACAGGCUUCUCACUUUCUAUUUUUUGGAUGAACUUCUCCAUAGGCGUAGCAGUGGCCUUCGGUACAUGAGCCCUUUCUUUAGGCUGCUGGAUGGGCCUGUUUUUUGGCUGCGGCGGCGGCAGCAGCAGCAGUGGUGGUGUAAUUGGUGGUAUUCGAAUUGGUGGUGGUGGUGCUUUAAGAGCUAGUGUUCUGAAAUCUUGGACUAACUAUUUUGCUGGCCUUCUUUGCACAUUUGUAACAG